Lepidothrix coronata (blue-crowned manakin) is the source of this 446-nucleotide messenger RNA. It is a transcript of the gene NMS, whose product is annotated as neuromedin S. The coding region runs from base 1 to 405 and encodes 134 amino acids. The record is from RefSeq and is a predicted model, not a curated record. The transcript is spliced from 9 exons. NCBI's taxonomy places the organism in Eukaryota, Metazoa, Chordata, Aves, Passeriformes, Pipridae.
AUGCCCUCGCCACCGCCCGCCCUGCCCUUGCUCCUGGCUGCCUGCUGCCUCUGCGCCCUCCCGCGGGGCUCAGGGUUCCCGCAGCCUUUCUCGCGCUACUGGGACGGUGUGGAGCUGCCCCAAAAACAGCAACUGGCACUGUGUUUCAGUCAGUGGAUGGAAAUGUCCAAUGAACCCCAGAUCUCCAGCUCUGUUUUGGAUCUCUGUUAUUCCAUAUUCAACAGCAUGCAUAAAAAUGAGGAAUCACAGAUUGCUUCUGCAAAGUUUACAAAGAAGGACAGUCAUGGGACUCUGGGACGGCCUUUUUUCCUUUUCAGGCCUCGAAAUGGAAGAACUAUCAAAGGCAGUGCUCAGCCCCCUGAGCCAACCUGGUUGCAAGAUGCAUUCCAUGCUUCCAUACUCUAAAAGAAUACCAUGGAAUAUGAAGUUCAUGAGUUGAUUUACCA